GCGUCUCUCACUAGCUACCACUACUCAUAAGAGUGACGAACUCACAUCGCAAUGGAGUUCCCCUCUCCAAGCGAUCACCUCAACACAAUAUUCACCGCAUUAGCCUUUGCCAUUCUCGCCCUCGCCCUCGCCCUCUACCGUCACUCAAAAACCUCCACCACUCCUCCUCCGCCGCCUCCCAUGGCGUGCGGCGCGUGGCCGGUAAUCGGCCACCUCGGCCUCUUCACGAGCCGGAGCAGCCUCCCCCACGUCGCCCUCGGAUCCCAGGCCGACGAACACGGCCCAAUCUUCUCCCUCCGUCUCGGGGUCCAUCAAGCCGUGGUCAUCAACUCAUGGGAACUCGCCAAGGAAGUACACACAACCCACGACGUGUUCGUCUCCGCGCGACCGAACCUCACCGCCAGCAAGCUCCUCAGCUACGACAUGGUCAUGUUCGGGUUCGCCCCCAACGGCCCUUACUGGCGGGAGAUGCGGAAGUUCCUCACCCUCGAGCUCCAGUCCCCUCGUUGGAUCGAACUGUGGAGACACGUUCGAGCCUCCGAGAUGACUCUUCUGGUAAGGCAGGUCAUGGACGAGUCCCGGAAGCUGGAGAAGCGAAACGAUGUCGAUAGUGGAAGCUCUUUCGUUAAGAUCGAGUUGAAGAGGUUAUUUAGGGACAUGACGUUGAACAUGAACCUGAGGAUGGUCGUUGGGGAGAGGUUGGAGGCCCGGCGGUGCAGGAAGGCGCUUAAGGAAUUUUCGCGGUACUUGGGCAUGUUUGUGGUGAGGGAUGCGGUGCCGUUUUUGGGUUGGAUGGACGUGGGAGGGCAUGAGAAGGCUAUGAAGAGAGUGGCUGGAGAUCUCGACGACUUUCUUGAUCGGUGGUUGGAGGAGCACCGCCGGAAGAGGGCCAGCGGCGGAGGUGAGGAAAGGGAUCAUCAAGAUUUCAUGGACGCGAUGCUUUCAGUACUCGAUGGUGCAAACUUCGCCGCCGGGCAUGAUCCUGAUGUGGUUAACAAGUCGGCUUGUUUGAAUGUAAUUGCUGCGGGAUCCGAAACGACAACGGUCACACUUACGUGGGCGAUUUCCUUACUUCUCAACAACACCCACGUCCUAAAAAAAGCCUACGAAGAACUAGACAAAUGGGUUGGCAAGCAAAGACCAGUCAACGAAUCCGACAUCCCCAACCUCACUUAUCUCCAAGCCAUCGUCAAAGAGACACUGCGGCUGUAUCCGCCGUCGCCGCUGUCGGGACCGCGCGUGUUCACUGAGGAUCGCACGGUCCACGGCUACCGAGUCCGGAAGGGCACCCAGCUCAUUACCAAUAUCUGGAAGAUCCAGAGGGACUCGAGGGCCUGGGCAGACCCAUUGGAGUUUCGGCCCGAGAGAUUCUUGGGCCGAAACGAGCAGGUGGACUUCAAGGCCCAUCAGAGCUUCGAGUUCCUGCCGUUCGGCAGUGGGAGGAGGAUAUGUUCCGGGAUGGCGUUUGGGAUGGAGAUGGUGAAUUUGUUGCUGGCUGGGUUCCUGCAAGCGUUUGAGAUUCGGAGAAGUGGGGAUGAAUUGGUUGAUAUGACGGGGCGGCCUGGGUUGACUACUGUGAAGGCUAGCCGACUUGAAAUCCUGGUUUCGCCUCGUCUUUCUCAUUAGGUUUUGGAUGACGGUAUAGAUCGUGGGAUAUAUUUAGAUUAGGGUUGUUUUUGGCUGUAUGUUGUAUAUUAUACAGAAAUACAGGGUUGGUCUAGUUAUACUACAUCAAGUGGGUUUAAUUUAAUUUUUGGGGCCAACAAUCAAUGAAAAAAGUCGAUCAUUUAGAGAAGUGUUGUUUAAAAAUUGUUUUUUGCUGAUAAGUUAUGUAGAAAACCCAAAAACAAACACAGCGAAUAUAAAAUAUCAAUAAUGAAAAUGAGAUUCAAGU
Linum trigynum is the source of this 1894-nucleotide messenger RNA. The record is from the annotation of a GenBank genome assembly. Lineage: Eukaryota; Viridiplantae; Streptophyta; Magnoliopsida; Malpighiales; Linaceae.